Molecule: messenger RNA, 4422 nt
Organism: Sipha flava (yellow sugarcane aphid)
Lineage: Eukaryota; Metazoa; Arthropoda; Insecta; Hemiptera; Aphididae
Gene: gpp
Product: histone-lysine N-methyltransferase, H3 lysine-79 specific
Exons: 17
Coding region: 467-3988 (1173 amino acids)
Biological process (GO): DNA repair; DNA damage checkpoint signaling; regulation of transcription regulatory region DNA binding
Cellular component (GO): nucleus
Molecular function (GO): histone H3K79 methyltransferase activity
Source: RefSeq, a predicted model, not a curated record
GCGUUUAUUUGUGUUGGACCGUACGUACGUGACGGAUUCGGACUGCGUGAUGGUGGCGGAAGCGUUCGGGAAAGUAGCAUAACAUCGUUGUCGGGCAGUCGAUGCGCCAGCACGGUCGCAUGUGUAUAAUUAGUUGUAGUUAUUGUAGUCAAUUUUUUUUCUUUCCUCUUCGCGUUCCGUUCACAACCGUAGUGCGUGUCCGAUCGCAAUAAUAUCGUGUGUAUGGCUCGACAAUGUCGCCGCCACCCGUAGUCCGAUCGUAUUGAUGAGAGCAUCGCGAGAACCGCACACCCGCCCGUAUCCGUCCGUCACCGACGUCCUUUUAACUUCGUAGGCAGUGAGCUAGUUGGUUAGUGAGCGUGUGUGUGUACGCGCGCCAAGUUUCAUUACCAUCGAGUGUAGCUGUAGCUGUAAUAUUAUAAGUAGUGUUGUUGGUGGUGCCGUGCGUCCCGCAGACACGGCCAACAUGGAGUUACGAUUACACAGCCCCGUGGGUGCCGAUCCCGUCGUCUAUAAAUGGCCAAUGAUCAUCGGAAGAGGCUCGGACAAACACGAUGGCGCUUUGGGAAUUAUAGAAACAAUAAAAUGGGUGUGCGACGACUUCCCAGACAUGAAAAUUCCUCUAGAAAAUAACAUACUAUGCGACUACAACACGAAAUCAUAUGACAGCAUGAAGUCUUUGUGCGACAGGUUCAAUAAGGCUAUUGACAGCAUGGUGCAAAUGAAUAAAGGAACUUCUUUACAAAAGUUUAGUAAGAAAGCAUCAAGAGGUCUUCUUCGUCAUAUAAUACAACAAGUAUACAAUGUUUCUGUUACUGACCCUGAUAAACUGAAUCAGUAUGAACCAUUUUCACCUGAAGUGUAUGGAGAAACAUCAUUUGAUCUCAUCUGCCAAAUGAUCGAUCUAAUAAACAUCACAGAAGAUGAUAUAUUUAUUGAUCUUGGAUCUGGUGUGGGCCAAAUAGUUUUACAAAUGGCUGCUACAACUCAGUGUAAAAUGUGUUGGGGUGUUGAAAAAGCUGAUGUACCUUCAUCAUACUCACAAUAUAUGAAUUCUAAUUUUCAAAAAUGGAUGUCUUGGUAUGGUAAACACUAUGGCCAAUAUCAACUUCUGAAAGGAGAUUUUUUGAGUGAAGACCAUAGAGAAAAAAUAACUAAUGCCACAAUUGUAUUUGUGAAUAAUUAUGCAUUUGGACCUCAGGUAGACCAUAUGUUGAAACAAAGAUUUGCUGACCUCAAAGAUGGAGCCAGAAUUGUUUCUUCGAGAUCAUUUUGCCCCCUUAAUUUUCGAAUGUCCGAGCGUAAUUUAAGUGAUAUUGGAACUAUUAUGCAUGUGUCAGCAAUGGAACCUAUUACUGGUUCAGUUUCAUGGACUUGUAACCCUGUUAAGUAUUAUCUACAUGUUAUUGAUCGAACUAAGCUCGAGCGGUAUUUUACUCAAAAUAAGCCUCCCGUUUCAAAAUCAAGGGUCAAUGGAGAAAAACAAAAACCAAUAACAAAUCCUAAUGUUAUUAUUAGUUCAUCUGAUGAUACAGACUCAUUGUUUAGCACUUUAAAUGGUGAUAGUGUUGAUGGGAGUGUUACAGCUCAAGUAUUAGCAACUGAUAAAACUAAAAUAAAUAGUAAUGGACGACGUGCAUGGUCAGAUCUAGGUGGACAAAAUAGCGAGGAAGAAAAUGAAAAUAAUACAGAAAACCACAGUAGGACUACACGAAAAGUAAUGAAGCGUAAUACACCACGUCGCAGUCGUAGUUUUAAAAUCAACCCAACUGCAUUUCAUAACCGAUCUCAUUCUGAGACAACUGCCACUGAGAAAAAGAUAAUUGAAAAAAUUACAAAGGGAAAAAGAGUUAUUUCUACAACUCGUAAACCAAAAUCUAAGCGUAAAGCAUCUAAACGUAAUGUUAAAAUAUCAGCAUCACUGAAUUUGUUACAUAGUGAAACAGUUUUAAGUACAACUCCAGAAGUAUCCAUGAGUAUUAAAGAACCCCCAAAAGGUUGCAUUGAUCAUACUUUGACUUCAAUCACGGGAGUUGGUGCUGGAUAUGCAGCUACCCAUACUGAACUUCCUCCGCCAACUGGAGAUAUACCGUAUUCAUUACAAUUACUUCUGGACGAUUAUAAAGAAGGGUUCAUGAACAUGAUAAAUAUGUUUAAAAAUCAAAAAUUCCGUGAAGAUAUCGAAACACGAAUAAAAGCUGAAAAAGAGAAAAAACAAAAUUUAAACAUGAAAAUUAAUCAAAUCAAAAAACAAGUUGAUCAUUUAAUUACAGACAGUUGUUGUCUUUUAAAGACUCGAAUGAAAGAACUUGAUAUUUAUCCUACUAAUACGACAGGAGAUGUUUUGACUGCAGCUAAAGUAAUUGUAUUACGGCAUAAAGAUUUACAAGCUAAAGUAGCAAAGGUGAAAAAUGAAACUAAUUUAUUGGAAAAUCAAUAUUGGGACUUAUACUAUAAGAGAGCUGCUGAAGUUGAUGCUGUUGGUACUCCUAGUCUUUUAAUAGAAAACGAAAAUGAUAACCCAACAGAUCAAGAAAUAAACACACAACAUUUGUUAAUGACUGAACUUGUGAAAAAUCGAAAAAGAAAACAUACAUUGUCUACAAAUAUUGAAUCAGUCAAAAAUGAAAUUGAUAACUUGGAAAAACAAAAUACAUCAAAUAAAUUAAACAAUAAUGCUUUAACAAAUCAAAUGUGCAAUAGUAAAAAAUCAAGAAUCCGCUCACAAGAUUGGCCAGACGUACCUGAUAUAGCAAGAAUUGAUGAAAAGAACCCAGAAAUUCUGGCUCAAAAAAUAUUGGAAACUGGUAGACAAAUUGAAGCUAGAAAAAUAAUUGAAAAUGGUAGACAUGUUGAAUUAGCGACACGGUAUCAACGCUCAAAUAAAAUCUAUAAUAGAAAUUCAUCAGACACUUCGCUUAAAGUACCUUUCUACGAUGAACAUGUUAAAGAUCUCAUUACUAAUGCUUUAAAUGAGCCUUCAUCUAAAGGACCUGAUUAUACUAUUGUAUCACCUGCCAAAGUUGCAUUGCGUAGACAUUUAUCACAGGAAAAAAUUUCACCUAGUCCAUUGAUGAAGCAGCAAAAUGUCAUAACUAGAACAAUUGGUGAUGUGUUGAAUAAUGAAAUUGAAAGAUGUUUGGAAAUGGAUAGACAUAAUCGAACAUUAGAAAUUAGCAAUCAGUCCAUAAUUAAUGCGGUUGUACCACUCGCCAUGCCUAAUAGAACCAAAGACACCAGUCAAGUUAUUAACCAAACAUUGCCUUCAGAAAAACGUACAUUUAUGUACAUACCAUUACCUAAAGCAGAACUUAAACCAUAUCAAGAGUCAUUAUUCAAUGAUGAUACCCCUCCUCCUCAUUUAACCACUCUUAAAGAAGAACCUGUUGAAGGAUUGGCUGCAUCACUACACGAUAGAUUAUUGGAUAAUGAUGGAGAUGAUAGCAAUGGUGAUGAAGGCUUGUCAUUUAAAGAAGAAAAGACUGAAUCCGAUACACAAUCGCCACACAGAAUACUCAAACGCAGUUCUGAAUCACCUGGUCCAAUGAAUGCCAAAAAAAUGACACCCAUGUCUGACAGACUACCCUCAGAAGAAGAUGAAAAAUGGAAUGAUCGUAUUCGUGAAAGAUUUGAUAGCUUGGUGACAUUUGCAUCUUUAGAAUUGGAUAAACGACGUCGUAAUAGUUCAGAUGCUGCUGCUGCCAAUACUAGUCCAGAUAGUGGUAUUGGUCAUGGUGAUCCACCACCUGCCUUACAACCACCACCAUCACCUUCCCCUCCAUUUUCACCAGCUCCAUUAGACGGACCGUACAGCCCAGUGCCUGCUCCUACUGUUACUGCCCCAAAUAUACCAUUAAGGUAUCAACGUCAUACUAACCACAAAAAAAAAUCUUUUCGUGAUAAAUAUCGUUCUACUGGCCCUAAAGCCAAAACUUGGGCUGCUAAAUGGAUGGAUGACGAAAUUCAAAGCACAAACAAUUUUUUUUAAUCUCAUCACUGCCUUCAUACCGAGGCCCCCAUUAUUAUAUUAUAGUAUAGUAUGAUUAAUUAUAUUAAAUAAAAAAAUAAUUAAUUAUUAUAAUUUAAUGAUUAGAUUUUUAAAGUUGUAAAAAUGGGGGAAACUUAGACUUUUUCAGAUAUCUUUUUGUAAUCAAUUUUUCAAACUGCCACUCGUUAAAAGUGUUCAAAUUUAAAUUAUAAUAAUUUUUUUUUUUUUUUGUAUUGCAAUUUGCAGAAUUUUUUGUUCCUAAGUUAUUUUAUGGUUCUCCAUUUUUGUACAGAAUAUUGUAGUGAACUUUUCAACAAAUGUUAUUUAUUUCUUUUUAUAAUAUUAUUAAGGUAAUUGUGCUUGAAGUACAAAAUUAUGUUAUGUACUAAUACAAUAUUGUAAAUAUAUGUUGAAUAUGUAUUGUUUUGAUGGUA